Molecule: messenger RNA, 2721 nt
Organism: Lagopus muta (rock ptarmigan)
Lineage: Eukaryota; Metazoa; Chordata; Aves; Galliformes; Phasianidae
Gene: SLC11A1
Product: solute carrier family 11 member 1
Exons: 15
Coding region: 527-2194 (555 amino acids)
Biological process (GO): metal ion transport
Cellular component (GO): plasma membrane
Molecular function (GO): iron ion transmembrane transporter activity; manganese ion transmembrane transporter activity; cadmium ion transmembrane transporter activity
Source: RefSeq, a predicted model, not a curated record
CUUUGUGAGGUGCAGCCUGAUUCACACCAACACUGAGCUCCCCAGACUUCUGGGUGAGAGUGUCUUCCACCUCAGCACCCAGCACUCUCUGGACCACCUUCUCCAAGCCCGGGGUGCAUUUUGCCCUGCUCACGUGCCUGUGAAAUGCAUGCUGCUUCCUUCUCACUCCCACUCCUUUGACCUUUCUCCCACUUCAACGGGGUCAGCAACUCCUCCAUUGUGGAAAACUGCCCGUGUUCCCCGCUCUAAGCAGCAGGACCCUGACAUGUGCUGUGGGGGUGACACAUGGGCACAAUGCCCACCCUUGGAUACGUGUUUCCAGAUGAAAGGGAGGUUGCUUUGCCCCAUGCUCAGGUGGGGAACUGAGACCCAGCCCCCUGGGAGGCCUUUUCCCAGCCUAGGUUUGUGGCAAGCAGGGAAGGAGCACUUCCUCCUUCUCCUCCUCCGCUUUCCCUGGAGGGGGGGCUGGGAGCUAUAAGAGCUGUGCACUGAGCACAGCACACAGAGGUAGGGGUUCCCCAGCACCAUGUCUGGAUCGAGCCCUGCUACGGCAUCACUGGAGCCAGGCAUCACUGGGUCCCUGAACCGAGGCCAAACGGACGCCAGCAACAUCCCUGUCCCCCCGCAUCACCCUGUUCCCCAUGCUCAGACCUACCUGGAUGAGCUCAUCAGCAUCCCCAGAGGCAGCGCGCCCGGCUUCAGCUUCAGGAAGCUGUGGGCUUUCACUGGCCCUGGCUUCCUGAUGAGCAUCGCCUACCUGGACCCAGGCAACGUGGAGUCAGACCUGCAGUGCGGGGCCGUGGCCGGCUUUAAGCUGCUGUGGGUGCUGCUGUGGGCCACAGUGCUGGGACUGCUGUGCCAGAGGUUGGCCAUCCGCCUGGGCGUGGUGACGGGGAAGGACUUGGCAGAGAUCUGCUACCUCUAUUACCCCACGGUGCCCCGUGUGCUGCUGUGGCUCAUGAUGGAAAUCGCCAUCAUCGGCUCAGACAUGCAGGAGGUGAUUGGGACGGCCAUCGCCUUCAGCCUGCUCUCAGCCGGACGCAUCCCGCUCUGGGGUGGUGUUCUCAUUACCAUCACAGACACCCUCUUCUUCCUCUUCCUUGACAAGUAUGGGCUCCGCAAGCUGGAGGCUUUCUUUGGCCUCCUCAUCACCAUCAUGGCUCUGACCUUUGGCUAUGAGUACGUGGUGGUGAGGCCAGUGCAGACAGAGGUGCUGAAGGGAAUUUUCCUGCCCUACUGCCUGGGCUGUGGGCGAGAGGAGCUGCUGCAGGCUGUGGGCAUCGUUGGUGCCAUCAUCAUGCCCCAUAACAUCUUCCUACACUCCUCCUUGGUGAAGACCCGGGCGAUUGACCGCUCCAAGAAGGAGGAGGUAAAGGAGGCCAACAUGUACUUCCUGACUGAGUCCUGCCUCGCUCUCUUCGUCUCCUUCCUCAUCAACCUCUUUGUCAUGGCUGUCUUUGGCGAGGCUUUCUACCACCAGCGCAAUGAGGAUGUGCAUAACAAGUGUGUCAACAGCAGUGUCAGUCACUAUGCCAGCAUCUUCCCCAUCAACAAUGAGACGGUCUCUGUGGAUAUCUAUCAGGGAGGUGUCAUCCUGGGCUGCUAUUUUGGGGCUGCAGCGCUCUACAUCUGGGCCGUGGGGAUCCUGGCAGCAGGGCAGAGCUCCACCAUGACAGGCACCUACGCAGGACAGUUUGUCAUGGAGGGCUUCCUGCAGAUGCGCUGGUCCCGCUUCACCCGGGUACUGUUCACUCGCUCCCUGGCUAUCCUGCCCACCCUCUUCGUGGCUGCCUUUAGGGACAUAAGCCAGCUGACGGGCAUGAAUGACCUGCUUAACGUGCUGCAGAGCAUCCUGCUGCCCUUCGCCGUGCUGCCCGUCCUCACCUUCACCAGCCUGCGCCCGCUCAUGCAUGACUUCACCAAUGGUCUCCUGGGGAAGGUGCUGAUGUCCCUCAUUACGGGGUUGGUCUGUGCCAUCAAUGUGUACUUCGUGGUGGAUUUCCUGCCCACGCUGCGGGGCCUGGGCUACCUCAUUCCCCUGGGGCUGCUGCUGGUGGCUUACGUGGCCUUUGUCGCCUACCUGCUCUGGACGUGCAGCAUCGCGCACGGAGCGCGGUUCCUGCCCAGGGGACGCUACAACCGGUUCAGCUUCGAUCUCACCAUGGACGGGCCGGGGGCGGCAGGGCCGCAGUGACGGGCUCCGUCCCGCACAACAGCGCCCUGCUGCCACACCAAGCCCCGGGGGGAGAUGCUUUCUAGGGAAACGCCCCCAGCACGGCAGGGGUUAACAGACCUCGGAGGGUUCUGCAAAAGCCUCUCCUUGGGUGGUGCUGGGGGGCAGGGGGACGAGCGGGAUGGGCCCUCCCUUGCUCAUUAGCGCCGGGAAGCGGAGGCUCCUCUAAUUACCGCCGGGACCGCUAAUUACCGCCGCGCACCGCAGGGACAGCCCGGGGGGAGCCCGCUCCGCCCGUUUCGCUGCCUGCAGACCCAGCCCUGGUGCGUGUCCCGUCCCCCUCCCCCCCCCCCCCCGGUCCCAAACGUGGCGACGCCCGUUGGCUGUCCCCGCACGGGCCGGGGGCUGUUCUCCAAAGGGGCUCCGGCGCGGGAUGGAGGGGUCGGGGCCGAUAAAUUGACGUUUGUAACGCACUCUCCGCCUCUAUGUGUUGGGGCGGGGGGUCCCGCAGCGCUGCGCCCCCCGCCGCGGCCCGCACUUGCGAGACG